AUGGUUACACAAAGAAUCAAAGAAGCGGCGGAAAAGAGCUGGGAUUGGUACAGCAGCAGGACACCCAAGCAGGGCUCUGCUUCCAAUCCUUCACAACCGCUCGAAAACACGAGUAAUCAAUCCAAACCUUUCGAAAUUCUCAAGUUUCCCGAGUUGGGUCAAGGUACUGCCGAUCAAGAUCAAUCCGCUACUUCCAAAUAUUGGAAUUUGGCACAAAAUGCUGCUGAGAAUACGUAUUCGGCAGUCUCUGGCUAUGUGUCUUCCAUGAGUUUGUAUUCCAACAGUGGCAGUGAAGAUCGGAUCAUUUAUGACAAUGGCAAUUUCCCCCUCACCCCAUCCAACAACAAAGUGCAUCCUAGCUUGCUUACAAGUCCAGCAUUCUUGAACAUGUUUCAAAAUCCGUAUACCAGGGUCCGUGGGUUGCGAGGAGCUGACAAGCCCUCCUCCAUGGAUGCCGUUCGAACUCUGUUGAGUGUGACGGCACCAGAUGUGUCGGAAGGAGGGUACUAUCUGUCGUCACCACGGAGUGAAAGUGAUCCCGAAGACGAAGAAGAUUACAAUGUCAAUUCUCCCACUAUUGGUAGGCCCAUCUUUGAAACUCCGACUAUGGCCAACACGACCAAGUGGAUGGAAUCCAGUUCUUCCAUGGGAGUUGGCUUCUUUUUUGGAAGUCCUCAAGUCCGAAAACAUACGGAUGGAACCGAUUUUUCGAAUGCUGGUAAUGCUGCAAGUGCCCGUCAAGCUUCCCAAAUAGGCAAUACGCCUUCAGAAACGGCUUCUCAGUUGGCAGAAGGAACUCUGAGGGCGUUUCGGGAUAUUGCGUUGGACGAAGCGGUGGAAUUGCAUUCGGCAUUGCGGUAUUGGUCGUAUCGGUGGGAACGACCAUUUUUGUCGUGGUUGGAAGCAGGACCAACUGUUUGGUUCGCGGAAGAAGGUUACCAACAUCAGCUGGUCGGUCAAAAGGUGUCUCAGAUUCAAGCAGUAUUGGCUCGGCGGUGUGUCACUAUUGGAGACUUGCAGCAGCAUUUGUUGCGAUCCGGAUGGCAGCAAGGAGUGGCCAAGUGGGGAGUCUUGGGAGAUGGUGGGGACUUUGCGGCAGUGACUGGGUUUGAUGGUAGGAUGCCCGCUCCAGAAAAUGAUUCUGACGAAACCAAUAAUCAAACAAGUCGUUUUGGAGCCAGAACUCCCCGCAUCAAGUCCAGCAUAUCUCGCGUCUCGAGCGAGUUAAGUGAACUUCCCCUUCCUCCACCGCCAUCUGCUAGUGAUAUGCCGCGACAGACACCUGCGUCAAAGGCUGGAAAAUUGCCACACCAACGACGGCCUAGUUCCAUCUACUACACGGAUGUCUCGGUGCGCAAUACUUUCAAUGGGCAAAUUGUCACAGACAAUCCGGCACUUGCCGAGUGGUCGGUGGAUGCGAUGUCGUUGGUCCGACACCAAUUGUAUCGAGCGUGCAAUGGGCGGGUGACUUUGCCCUUUGUGGAGAAUUGGGCACAAGGAGAUGAUCAAUCUUUAUCCUAUGCCUCUGUGCACAAUUUUGUUGACGAUUCCACAGCAGUUACCAAUGAAUCGAUAGGCGACAAGAAAUUGCCGUUGUGGGCCACGGUGACCCCUCAAAGUGUGGCGCCAGGUGGUUCAAAUGCACCAGUAACUGAUGCAGACGACACUGCGCCAAAUGAAGAAGCUGUCAAGUACCGUGUCACAAUUUCCGACUUGCCAUUGAUGGUGCAAGAAGUAGCUGAAUUGCUGGAUGUCAUGGAGGGUGUCAUGCAAAUUCAACGAAACAGACGGCUGGACAAACUCAAGGAAGAUUCCAAGAUUCGCAGGAGCUGGUACGUUGUAGCCUUGGCAAUUCCCUCGAUAGCCUAUGUCAUGUUCAAGACACGAGACGAGCAAUAUGGAAUGGGAUACUUGAAGUACGCAGCAGAGAAACUUGUGGAAUUCUGCCAGGAGCAUGUUGUAUCUCCCCUUUGGGCAAUCUACAACGAGCUGACAUCAGGGAGGGCAGAGAACAUUAGCGACCACAAAGCUCGGGACAUUGUCAUCGAAAAUUUACAAAAGAUGAUUCGAGCUUGGCUGGACGAAGCCUACCCCAAAAUGCCAGAAGCAGAACGGGCGGCAAAGGCAUUGGCAAUGGACGUGGCGCUCAUCGAGAAUCAAAAGGAGGCGAGUAUGAGGACAAUCUACGAAUUGAAUAGUGUCAUUCGAUUGAGUUUCAUUGAGGCUCAGUUCAUCAAGAAGGAAAUGAUGAAUGCUUUGCUUGCUUUGGACGACAUGAGAGCAUCGACGAACUUCAACUUGAAUAUGGCAGCAGUUACUCCAUUUGUGUUGCUGAUGUACUUGACCAAGCGUGCUUUUCAAUUCGUCUUCUACGCUACCCUGAGACUGGGCAAAACAAGAGAAGAAACAUACGGUAACUUUCUCCACAUCUUGACGGAGAUCGAGCGGUUACUAAACAUCCGAGAUGCUCCUCCUCAGUUGCUGUAUGAAGCUGGGGGAUAUGCACCAAAUGCUAACCGAGUGGAUCGCGACCCCAAGCUGCUCCCAGACCAUCUGGGUGGAGACAGAGUUCUAAGCACAGACGAUUUGGGCAUGCUCAUGCUUCACAUCCAUACUCUUAAAACAAUUUUGUGGCGGGAUCAACGAAGGUUCUCGGCUUCCGUCAUUCGAAGUGUAGCGGAAGAUUUAUCAGAAUUAGCCGGUGAAAGAGGAGCAGUCAGUGUCCGUCAGCAGUUGCAGAUCAUUGCACGAAUGCAUCGCACCUAUCCAUUUUUGAAGGUAGCUGGAUGGGAUAUGAUCGGGUUUGACGGUCGACAAUAG
This is a messenger RNA of Cylindrotheca closterium, 2820 nucleotides long. Lineage: Eukaryota; Bacillariophyta; Bacillariophyceae; Bacillariales; Bacillariaceae. The record is from the annotation of a GenBank genome assembly.